UUUUCGACAGGGCUGUGAGGUUAAAGUACAGACUUUGGUGAGCAUCAGCCUUUAUUGAGGAGACAGGUCAGCAUUAAGGUACAUCAAGAUACUCCAUGGUCUUUUUUUAAAAAUUCAGUCAUGGGAUGAGAAUGUUGCUUAUUGUCCAGAGAUGUCCGAGUCAAAUCUAGGUCAGACCAGAUUAUCCCAGGACAAAGGGGUAUUGGUGGCAGCAAACUACCUCAAACAGAUGGAGGUGGCAGAUACCAGAAGGUGCCAGGAAUGGUCAUCUGGGAAGAUACCACACUUAGCACGAAGUUGAUCCUUCCUUAGAACAACUUAGUUUUCCUCCAUACCAUCUCUCACUUCUGAUCUGGUGUGAUCAACUGAGCUAGAAUGGGUAAGCAGAAUAGUAAACUGCGCCCCGAAGUCCUUCAGGAUCUUCGCGAGAACACAGAAUUCACCGACCAUGAGCUCCAGGAAUGGUACAAAGGCUUCCUGAAAGAUUGUCCAAGUGGCAAUCUGACUGUUGAUGAAUUUAAGAAAAUAUAUGCAAAUUUCUUCCCUUAUGGCGAUGCCUCCAAAUUUGCAGAGCAUGUAUUCCGCACCUUUGACACCAAUGCUGAUGGAACGAUUGAUUUUCGAGAAUUUAUUAUUGCGCUAAGUGUCACAUCCCGUGGCAAGCUGGAGCAGAAGUUGAAGUGGGCGUUCAGCAUGUAUGACCUGGAUGGAAAUGGGUACAUCAGUCGAGAUGAAAUGCUAGAAAUUGUACAGGCAAUCUACAAGAUGGUGUCCACUGUGAUGAAGAUGCCUGAGGAUGAAGCAACACCAGAGAAAAGAACAGAUAAAAUCUUCAGGCAGAUGGAUACAAAUAAUGAUGGUAAAUUGUCCCUUGAAGAAUUCAUUAAAGGUGCCAAGAGUGACCCAUCCAUUGUACGAUUACUACAAUGCGACCCAAGCAGUGCAUCUCAGUUCUAAUGGGACAUGGUAGUAUCAACACUGACCGCCUGAAGUAAAGGAGCAAGCUUUCAUUCCUGCUGGAUUGCCAACCCUUUGUCUGACCUCCAUCUCAUCAUGAAUUGAUCCUCCUGCCAUAAGAGGGUGAUUGACUAACAUGGAUAACAUAUUCUACCCAAGCUGUCUUCAAAGGAGCUUUUAGUCACUGCGUUGUCACUUUUGUGUUUUCUGUAAGGUGGAACAUCAAGCAUGCCAUCACUUUCAGGGCAUUAGUGGGAAGUACAUAAUGUUCUCCACUAUGAAUCAAAUGUAAUGCACAUGUUCAACAUUGGCCUACAAUCCAAACAUACAAAAAAGACAUUACGAAUGUAAAGAUGCCGCUCCCUUAAAUACCAUACAUGGGAGUUUGUGAACACGCUUCAAGUACAUUGUAGCUGCUCUAGCUUUUGCUCCUGUGUUGCAAACCUAAAACAACUACAAUUCCUGCAAUGAUCUAAACUUCUCUGCGUGUGAAUUUUUUCCUUUAUGGGCAAUUUCAGUCAGUGAGCCCCAGUUCACUGUGGGAUAUGUAGUUUAUACUUAGAAAGCAGGAGAGAUAUUACAAAUAUGAGUGUGAGGUGAGGUUUAAGCUGGGGCAAAAUGUUUGAGUGGCUUCCACAUUCCCAGUGAGAUUGUUGACAUGUAUACAGAAUGUACCCUGACUAUAACUUUGGCUCUUCAAAAUGAUGCCCAUUCCAAUCAAGCACCACUGUUUUACAAAUUAGAUUUUUAAUUAGAUCCCUUUGCUAACAUAUUAAAUUCAGCAGUUUCCCAAGGCAUGGUUUGUGAACCAGUGACUUCACAGCAAAUAGAAACCAACAUGAACUUGUCUAAAAUUGUUGAAAAUUACUAUUUUCUCCUUCAUCUCAUGUCAAACUAAAAAUGUGACUAAUCUCCAAGAUUCCAUUUUACCUGAUGGUGAAAAGGGGGAAACAGUUAGGGAUGGGGUGGGGGUGUGGAGUGUUUUGGUGGAGGAAAAGGAUCAACUUGCUCCAGUUUAAAUUCCCCAAAAAAUGUUGUUUGAGUAUAUCAAGUCUGACAAGACUGGAUUUGUCCUUGUCUCUAUGGAUUAAAGUGCCGUAAAAUAACAUUAUAUAGGUCAUCCUAAUGGAAAAGUGUCUGCUAUGGUCUGCUAUGUUUUUAGACUAAUUGGUGAAUGACUGUUGCCAUUGAUGCAAAUGUGACAACGUUGAGUGUAAAAAAGUCGUAAAUAAGCUUGAUUUAUGUACUGGAUAUUCAUGGUAUACCUCACUUCUAUUACAUAAUAUGGCCAACAAUCAUAGACCAGCACCAUCCGUGCUAUUAGAACUGCACAAGGGAAUAUUUUGGAUAGGUAGGCUUCAUGGACCUUUGGUCUGCUCCUGCCUGAAACUGUUACCAACCCACAAUGUUACAAUACCAAAACUGGAAUGGAUAUAUACUUAAACCUCCCUACAAGUACACAAAAUCUGUUAUAGCAGGGGUGUGUUACAUGGCUUCAGAUCUGGAGGAGCCAUUAGCAGUGCAUUUUACAUCAUGGUAGAGGGGAUUGUUGUAAUGAAAGG
Rhincodon typus (whale shark) is the source of this 2519-nucleotide messenger RNA. RefSeq names its product hippocalcin-like protein 1. Gene Ontology annotation, molecular function: calcium ion binding. Lineage: Eukaryota; Metazoa; Chordata; Chondrichthyes; Orectolobiformes; Rhincodontidae. The coding region runs from base 376 to 957 and encodes 193 amino acids. The transcript has 7 exons. The record is from RefSeq and is a predicted model, not a curated record.